CCUCAGCUCCCGCAUUCAAAGGCAAGCGGCCGAGGCGCUGGCGAAGCCGGGGACCUGCCUUUUUUCCAAUCUCUCUGUCGUCGGGCUUUGCAAGUUAACUUUGGGCGCGUGUGGAGAAAAGCCGGAUCCGGCAGCGUCCCUUCCCGCCUUCGCAAACAGUACAGCAGCAGCCCAUUGCUGCUGAGCCGCUCCGAGAGAAGCGUUGGUGCUGAGGCGCUUGGGCUUGCCCCCCCACACACAUUUUUGGGCGUCUUUCUUUGGUCCCCCCCUUCUCUCCUCCAGUAAUCUCGCGCACUAAGAGCAGCAUGAAAGGGGAGGCAGUACGUCUGGCGCUCAGCGCGGUGUUGCUCUGCUUGGCCGCUCGGGGCAGCCCGCCGCCGCAAGAAGAGGAACUGGUGGUGCCCGUGCGGCUGGAUUCUGUCGAGCGGCGGCGGCAGCACCAACACCAACAGCCCGGCUGGCGGCUGUACCGCCUGGACGCCUUUGGCGAGCGCCUCAGGUUGGAGCUGCAGCCCGACAGCAGUUUUUUGGUGCCGGACCUGACGCUACAAUACGUGGGCAGUCGCCCCCAAAGCAAGGAGGAAGAGGUGUCAGAGCAGCCCGUCGGCGGCGCAGACUUGGCCAGCUGCUUCUACUCCGGCACCGUCAACGGGGACCAGCUCUCCGCCGUCGCCCUCAGCCUCUGCGGAGGGCUCCGCGGGGCUUUCUACUUGCACGGCGUAGAGUACCUCAUCCAGCCGGCCAACGCUUCCCACCCCCAAGGAGACGAGCUGCUCCGGCUCCACGUCCUGCGGCGACGCCUGCGGAGAAGCCCCCACCCAGGCGGCAAGUCGAAGUGUGGGGUGACGGGCAUGAACUACCCCUCAGCGGCAGAAGGGCAGCAGCAUCAAGAGGCAGCGGCGGAGCACGCCAUGCGCGCAGGACACAGAAGCACAAGGAAGAAAAGAUUUGUAUCAAGCCCUCGCUAUGUGGAAACCUUGCUUGUAGCAGACCAAUCUAUGGCAGAGUUCCAUGGCAAUGGACUGAAACAUUAUCUGCUUACACUCCUAUCUGUGGCUGCCAAAUUGUAUAAGCAUCCCAGUAUCCGGAACUCUGUCAGUCUGGUGGUAGUGAAAAUAAUGGCCAUCUAUGAUGAGCAGAAGGGGCCUGAUGUAUCCUCAAAUGCUGCUCUUACCCUAAGAAAUUUCUGCAAUUGGCAAAAGCAACACAAUCCUCCCAGCGACCGGCAUGCUGAGCAUUAUGACACUGCAAUUCUUUUCACCAGACAGGAUCUCUGUGGUGCCAAGACAUGUGAUACUCUUGGGAUGGCUGAUGUGGGAACAGCUUGUGAUCCAAACCGCAGUUGCUCUGUCAUAGAAGAUGAUGGUUUGCAAGCUGCUUUUACUACUACUCAUGAAUUAGGCCAUGUAUUUAAUAUGCCCCAUGAUGAUGCAAAACAAUGUGCUGGUAUUAAUGGAAUAAGCAGGGACUCCCAUAUGAUGGCAUCUAUGCUUGCUAACUUGGAUCGAAGCCAGCCUUGGUCUCCAUGCAGUGCAUAUAUGAUUACUACAUUUUUGGAUAACGGUCAUGGUGAGUGUUUGCUGGACAAGCCUCACAAGCCUAUACAACUCCCUUCUGAUCUACCUGGAACACUGUACGAUGCAAAUAGGCAGUGCCAGUUCACAUUUGGAGAGGAUUCCAAGCAUUGCCCUGAUGCGGCCAGCACAUGCACAACUUUGUGGUGUACUGGCACUUCUGGUGGAUUACUCGUGUGCCAAACCAAACAUUUUCCUUGGGCAGACGGCACCAUUUGUGGAGAGGGGAAGUGGUGCAUGAAUGGCAAGUGUGUUAACAAGACAGACAAGAAGCAUUAUGAUACCCCUGUUCAUGGAGACUGGGGGUCAUGGCGACCCUGGGGAGAGUGUUCAAGGACGUGUGAUGGUGGAGUGCAGUACUCUGUGCGAGAGUGUGACAAUCCAGUUCCAAAGAAUGGAGGAAAAUACUGUGAAGGAAAGCGGGUGCAGUACAGGUCAUGUAAUAUUGAAGACUGUCCUGACAACAAUGGGAAAACCUUCAGGGAGGAACAGUGUGAGACUCACAAUGAUAUUUCCAAAUCUUUUGGAACUGGGCCUGCAGUGGAAUGGACACCCAAGUAUGCUGGAGUCUCUCCCAAAGACAGAUGCAAGCUUGUCUGCCUUGCAAAAGGCACUGGCUAUUUCUUUGUUUUUCAGCCUAAGGUGGUGGACGGAACCUUAUGUAGCCCAGAUUCCACUUCAGUCUGCGUCCAGGGGCAAUGUGUAAAAGCUGGAUGUGAUCGCAUCAUAGGCUCCAGUAAGAAGUUUGAUAAAUGUGGUGUCUGUGGAGGCAAUGGAUCUACCUGCAAGAAAGUGUCUGGAAUGCUUUCUAGUUCCAGACCCGGUUAUCAUGAUGUUGUUGUGAUCCCUGCUGGGGCAACAAACAUCGAAGUUAAACAACGAAAUAACAGGGGUACAAGACAAGAUGGUAGCUUUCUUGCUGUUAAAGCUGCUGACGGCACUUAUAUUCUCAACGGUGAUUAUACACUAUCUCCACUAGAGCAAGACAUUACCCAUAAAGGGAGUGUUUUGAGGUACAGUGGCACAUCUGCUUCUUUGGAAAGAAUUCGCAGCUUCAGCCCACUGAAGGAACCUUUAACAGUACAGGUCCUUACUGUGGGACCUAAAAUUAAUUCAUUUCAACCUAAAAUUAAAUAUACCUAUUUCAUAAAGAAAUCAGUCCAGUCAGAGUCUGAGAAGCCUUCCAGUAAAAAGUCUGAAUCUUUCAACGCAAUCAAGGAAACAAUUUUAUCUGAAUGGAUUUUUGAAGAAUGGGGAGAAUGUUCUAAGUCAUGUGGUACUGGUUGGCAGAGGAGAUCUGUAGAAUGUAGAGACCUGAAUGGACAGCCUGGCAGUGACUGUGCAAAAGAACUCAGGCCAAGUGAUGUUCGACCAUGUGCAGACAAACCAUGCCCACAGUGGCAGCUGGGAGACUGGUCACCAUGUUCUAAGACAUGUGGGAAUGGUUUCAAGAAGAGAUUAUUAAAAUGCCGUUCCUUUGAUGGCACCACAUUGUCACAUGAAAGUUGUGACAUUUCAAAGAAACCUAAACAUUUAACAGACAUUUGUAAUGUUACAAACUGCAGCUAAACCAUAACAGGUUGGGAAAGUUAACAGUUUUUCUUUUCUUUUCAGACCAAAGCACUGAAAAUGAACUAUGAGAGGUAGCAAUUGUAAUUUGCAUGGAAAAAUUCACAGUGGAUCCACUGAGAUGGGACAAUGCAAAUAAUGUUAGAUAGUAUUGAAUCAAAAAAAAAUCCUGUCAGCUGAAAAUCUGGUAAAACAACACCCUAGUUGCUAGCUAUUUCAUCUUCAGUAGGUAAAGCCCUGAGGCAUUACAACUUCCUUUUUUAAGUCUGUUACAAAUUAAAUAAAACAUAGGCAGUGGCCAAAGAAGUUCAAACAAACAUUUCAAUGUUUUAGUGAGAGUUUGGGGGGGGGUUGUUAAACUUCUAGAGUUUGUCUUGUGGUACAGAUAAAAUUGCUCUCUUGUUCAAAGUUAGAGAAGGAAGACAAUUUUAUUCUAUGCCUAAUUAUUGGUCAGCUCUUGCCUACCUCACAAAAGAAAAAAACAGUGUUUGAAAAAAAUGACUAUAUAGUUCAUGGCUGCUAUCAUUUAGUUAAGAGUUUUAUAUAACAGUAAAGUGAAAUUUUCACCAGGAAGAAAACAAGUACAAUGAUGGCUGCUUGUUAAAUAUCCUGAUAACCAGAAUGUAGUGCUCUUACACUUUGUUGAUUUAUUGAGAUCUUUUUUUCCGUGCAGCUGGUAUGCUCAGUCUACUGAGUUAGAAUGGUAGCAAUUCCAAGGCUACAUACCAUUCUUAAUGGGCCUGGACUGUGCUUGUGUGUGUGUGUGUCUGCUUGCUUCAUGCCCCCAUUUGUUCCAAGGACUCCAAGGAAACUCAACUUUAGCUAUGGAGCAUAUGCAUGUGCCUUGUUUCUUCAUGCAAAUGUAGUCCCAACUUGCUGCCAUUCGAGUUAUGGUAACAGUCACCACUUCGUUAAGGUACAGCUUCCACAUGCUGGUCAACAGUAACAUGCCUACAUGUGAUCUUCUACAAAUAAAGAAUGGAAUUUUAUGGAUAGAAAAUCUCAGUGCAUGGCACCCACCAAAUUUACAUUGUUUGAUUCAGUUGUAAGGCAGGGAAGACAGCUGAGGGAUAGCAGGUCCAUCCACAGCAAUAUGCCAAUACCCACAUAUUUAAAAGUAUGUGCUAAUGCUAUGAGAAAAUAUGGCUCUCCAUAUGUAUAUAGUAAAAUGUAUUACUAUAGGGGAUACAUACUUUAUAAGUAUUUAUAGUAUUUCCCUUCUGAGAAGGGUUAUAAUUGCUAAUAAAUGCAUAUAAUGAACCUAUUUAUUUUUAUAUUUCUUGUCUAAUAUGAUCUCCUAAGUUAUCACUUUUUUUAAAAAAAGGCAUAUAACAAGGAUAGAGUAUUUAUGCAAUAUAAUAUGAUAUUA
Molecule: messenger RNA, 4512 nt
Organism: Rhineura floridana
Lineage: Eukaryota; Metazoa; Chordata; Lepidosauria; Squamata; Rhineuridae
Gene: ADAMTS1
Product: ADAM metallopeptidase with thrombospondin type 1 motif 1
Exons: 9
Coding region: 306-3143 (945 amino acids)
Biological process (GO): extracellular matrix organization; proteolysis
Cellular component (GO): extracellular matrix
Molecular function (GO): zinc ion binding; metalloendopeptidase activity
Source: RefSeq, a predicted model, not a curated record